This is a messenger RNA of Batrachochytrium dendrobatidis JAM81, 741 nucleotides long. RefSeq lists its product as uncharacterized. Bases 1 to 741 code for a protein of 246 amino acids. The record is from RefSeq and is a predicted model, not a curated record. NCBI's taxonomy places the organism in Eukaryota, Fungi, Chytridiomycota, Chytridiomycetes, Rhizophydiales. The transcript is spliced from 2 exons.
AUGCACGACCUCUCUCUUUCCCUCGAGCAUGCUGCAGAUGUCCGUCGCUCUUUGCUGCUUCAACUCAACAACAAGGCAUCUGAAUGCUCUCAUCUUAAAGCCCAACUUGCUUCUGUCUCUGCUCUGCUCGAGUCUGAACGUGUCCUUAGCUCACAACUCCUGCAACGUAAUCUUCCCUUGGAAACUGAAUUGGCUCAACUAAAAUCCGUCCAGGCUGCUGAUCGAUCCAUAUUGGAUGAGCAGCUCAAGACAAUACACAAGCUGACUAAUGAAAAAGAUGUCGAGACAUCUCUUGUUACUAAGCUACAAACUACAUUAAAGGAUCGAGAUGCAUUGGUGUAUUCACUGCGAGCUACCGCAAGUGAUUUGUCUCACGAAGUCCGCCAAUGUACCGAGAAAAUUCAGUCCAUGUCAGUUUUGAAAUCUGAACACGCUCAACUAAUGUACGAUAAUACCCUCUUGGCUCAGAAAUUGUCCAGAUAUGAAUCAAUGCACCAUCGAGUUUCACAGUCUUGUGUCCAGGCAGUUGAUCACACCUCGUCUCUUAAAGCAAACCAUGCUGCCGUAUCUGCAGAGGCAGAUCUACUUGUCUUUGAAGGCUUAUCUGAAGUCGAAAGACCUGCAUUCCUAAACGAAGAAGAAAACACCGCUGAUAGUGUGUUGCGUCAUUUGCAUGAUCACGUAGAGUCACUUGAGCAUCAGCUCCUCACCCCUCAUUCCAUACCUACCGACUCUCUCUAA